AUGCCGCACCCUGUCUAGCCAAGGUGUUCAGGGCUCUUCAGGGUCUGUCAAGAGCAACGUCGGGUUCCAGCCUGUUCCAUUCCGACUUUUACACUGUCCCUACGUACGCAGCAGAUUGAGAUGAUGGGACCGAGUCUGGCCCUUUAAAUUGAAAAGCUCCAAUCACGGCUGGUUCAACUUGGGGUGUGGGCUGCUCUUUUUAAACGUCCAAGGUGGAGGAGCAAGGAAGGUCUGCCCUUUGAGAACCAACAAUGGCAAACCAGUUCCUAAUGUGUCAUUUCCCCGCCCCGCUACCCCAUUAUAUUCUCUGAGCCCUCCAGUACAAAAGUCAACAAGGAACGAACCGCCUGCAGGAAGGCUUGGCUGAAGGGGAAAGUGAAAGCUGAGAAGGGAAGAGAGCUAUAAAGAAUCACCACAGAGCGCAGAAGUGAGGGACAGAUUAAAAUGACCAAGAUGGAGGACCCAGGCGGGCAAGAGAAGUUCCUGCAGCAGUUCUGUGCGGACAAAGUCUUCCUCUCAGGGGACAAGGAGUGGAGGGUGGGAAAGAACUUUUUCCUGGUGAAGAGCACGGUGGAAAAAAUGGUGAAAUGGGCCUGCGAAUCCAGCAGCAGAUUAUACCCCGAGGCCCCCGUCCUGGUGGGAAGCUACACGGAACAGCUCCACCUCCAAGCAGAGGGGAGUUCCAACGGUUUUGACUUCCUUGUCCCGCUGAGGUAUAACCCCAAGCUGACCCUCGUCAGCGGCAGCACCGUCGCCCAGGACGCCAGCAGCGAUUGUGAACGGAAGCUGCCCACCUACAUGUUCCGUGACAAAGGGGUGCCUGUCGUUCGCUGGGGCACCAAAGUCCUCCUGGACCUCGAGGCUCUGGGAGAGACCUAUGUGGAAGUCCACUGUGAUAAGAAGAAAGAAGAGGAGGAUGAGGAGGAUAUCGUUUUGGAUAGAUUAGAUGAGUUUAAGGAGAGCCUUGGACACCACAACCUGGACCCAGUUCAAAUCACGAAGGACUUUCACCAUUAUAUGGAAAUCACCUUGGAUCCAGCGUACACCCAUCCUCUACAAAAUGAUCCUGUUUUCCAACGAAGACUGUUCCCCUCCCGAGUACCCAGGAUAGACGAGAGGAUAAGAAAGAACAUCAAAUUAGAGGCCUUGGAUUCGGACAGCCCAGCCGUCCAGCUGACUUUCGAUGAAGGAAUUGAAACGGUCCCAGUGAAUUUGGCACCUGCUAUUCAGGGAGCCUUCCAGCUCUCCAACCAGUGGGUGAGGGAAGACCUCACCCACCUUUCCGACUGGUGGGAGGGGGACCUGGCCAACGAAAAGAAAAGCUUCCUCCGGAAAGCAGCGGUGCUUCAGGAAGUUGGGCCGGAGCUGGUCGCCAAGGGAGGAUUUUGGAGGCUCUCUUUCAGCCGUGCCGAAGCUGCGAUUCUGGAGGGUGUCGACGCUGAUCAGGGCCACAGGCGGGCAGCAUUGAGACUGCUGAAGUUUGUCAACGUGACAAGAUGGAUGCCAGAGUAUGGCAAAAUCCUGACCUCCUACCAUCUCAAGACCAUUUUGCUGUGGUGCUGUGAAAUCUAUCCUCAAAAGGCGCAGUGGGGAACUCUGCUGUCCUCGCUGCAGGCCCUCCUGGGGAUCCUGAAGCACACCCUGGCCAGGCAGAAGCUCCCUCACUACUUCCUCGUGCCCGUCAACCUCUUCAACAGGCGCUACAAAUCCAGCAGCGCCACCUACAGGCCCUUGGCCUUGGAGGUCCUCCGCCUUGAGGUCGAAGCGAUGCUGGCUGAUCCAGUGGGAUACCUCCUGCCAGAUCAUGAGUCACAGGGCCGUUGCGUCAGCGAAGACUUUGAGGAGAAGUGGGAGGCUCUGCGGGACUUUAAGGGAAGGCGUCAGGAAGAACUGAAGAAGAUGGAGGAUGAACAGAUGUAUGAGGAGGUGGAAAUGUAUGAGGGUGAUGGGGCCGAGUCCUGUGUGAAGAGCUAGAAAUCCACCUGAACACUGUUGUUCCCUGCAAUUGGCCAUUCUGCCACAGAAUUCCCACAAUUUAAAGCAGGGGUGGGGAACUUGUGGCCCUCCAGACGUUUUGGCCCUAGCCAAUGGUGUAUAAAGCCCUAAACAACUUGGGACCAGGAUACCUGAGAGAGCACCUUCUCCCUUAUCAACCUGCCCAGUCACAGAGGUCAUCAGAUGGGAUGCUUAUGGUGGUUCCACAUGGAUCUUCAGCCCAAGAGGAAUCUACCCAGAGAACAACCUUCAAUGUGGUGGCCCCCUUUCUAUGAGACUCCCUGCCUCUGGAGGUCAGGCACAUGUCGACACUGUUGUUUUCAGCACCCCCUGAAAACAUCUUUAUUUCAGAAAGCCUUCCUUGGCUGACCAGCCAUGUUUUUAUCAGAAUUCUAUUUUUAAAAACAAUCAUUUUAAACAAAGAAUGUUGUUCUUUAUCUUAUCUUUUUAUCUUUUAUUGUU
Messenger RNA from Elgaria multicarinata webbii, 2457 nucleotides. RefSeq lists its product as uncharacterized. The record is from RefSeq and is a predicted model, not a curated record. Bases 445 to 1974 code for a protein of 509 amino acids. The transcript is spliced from 9 exons. NCBI's taxonomy places the organism in Eukaryota, Metazoa, Chordata, Lepidosauria, Squamata, Anguidae.